GCCGCACUCUCCGGGUCCCUCCGAUCCAACUCCAGAGUCUAACCCAGGGAAGGAAACUAGAAUUUCUCCUCCGAGGGUGGAUGUAGAAAGCUUCUCCCGCCCGGAGAACCGGAGGCCGGGUCACUUCCGCUCCCGGCGGCCCCCAGACUAGAAGCGGAAGUGCGCGGCGGAGGCGGCGGCGGGCGAUGGCUCUGCAGGGUGCUCACGGCAUGCUUCGCUGGGAGUAUCUCCCCGGGGUUUGCAGAGAGGAUGCCUGCUGAGACCUUAAACCCUGCCACUGGCGUCAUGGAAUCAGUCAUCUUCGAGGAUGUGGCGGUGAGGCUCAUCCAGGACUGGGCGUUGCUGAAUGGCGCGCAGAGGAACCUGUGCAGAUACGGGAUACUGAACAACUGCAAGACACUGGCUCCCGGGGGGACUUCACCAUGCAAACCCAGGCUUGUUUCCCAGGUGGGGCCACCAGAAGAGCGGAGGGCAGCAGAACAAGGCAUCCUCCGUACCAUGGGUGUGGACUGGGAAUCUCAACUGAAACCCAAAGAGUCUACUCCUAUGCAGGAUAUUUUGGAGGAAAAUUCAUCUCAUGAUUUGCAAAUGGCAAGAUUCACGGGGCCGGGGCUGGACCUCAGGAUGCAGGUCAGGCCCAUGAUGGGGGAGAGGAGGAUGCCUUCAACUCCGGAGGACCAGUCAGCUCUCCGGGAGUUGCCUUGGCCUUCUGGAUACACAAGUUCAGACGUGAGUCAGCCUAGAGAUUUGGUAGAGGUGGGAAUUGACACCCAGAGGGGCAGGUUGCCAUCUGAGUUGGAGAGUACUGAGGGAGAAGAGAAGAGGAAGGUCUGUGAUGUGGGGUUGCCAACCCGAGGCGUGAUGGAAGAGGAGCUUAUACAAGGGACCAAGAAGAAGGCUGGGGGUGUGGGCACCAUGUGUGACCCUGUGACUCUGUCUGCUCAGGGCCCCAUGUGGCUCCAGGAGGACAGUGUAGAGGAAGAUCCUGGGGUGCUGACCACCUGUGUACAGGAACCAGUCACCUUCGCAGAUGUGGCUGUGCUCUUCACCCCAGAAGAAUGGAUGUUUCUAGACUCUGCUCAGAGAAGCCUGUACAGAGAUGUGAUGCUAGAGAACUACAGGAACCUGGCCUCUGUGGGAGAUCAACUGUGCAAACCCAGCGCCUUUUCCCAUUUGGAGCAAAGAAAAGAGCUAUGGACCACCGGGAGAGGGAUCUUCCCAGGAACCUGUCCAGGUGAGCACCCAGCACCAGCUCUGGGGCUGAAGGUGGCUGUGCGGAUUCAGAGGGUGGCCACGCCAGAGCCUGCGCUGGGCCUCCCUGACCCGUGGGUGGCUGGGGAUUCUGCCUUCAAGUACUCCUCGAACCUGCGGCGCCACAUGAGAACUCACACGGGAGAGAAACCCUUUGAAUGUCAUCAGUGUGGGAAAACCUUCACGAGGAACUUUAACCUGAUUUUGCACCAGAGAAACCACACAGGCGAGAAGCCCUACGAAUGUAAGGACUGUGGGAAGGCUUUUAACCAGCCAUCCUCUCUGAGGAGCCAUGUGAGAACUCACACCGGCGAGAAGCCCUUUGAGUGCAGUCAGUGCGGGAAAGCCUUCCGGGAGCACUCGUCGCUGAAGACCCACCUGCGAACUCACACCAGAGAGAAACCGUAUGAAUGUAACCAGUGUGGGAAGCCCUUCCGGACGAGCACCCACCUGAACGUGCACAAAAGGAUCCACACAGGGGAGAAACUUUAUGAGUGCACGACUUGUGGUCAAGUGUUGAGCCGUCUCUCAACCCUCAAGAGUCACAUGCGAACCCACACGGGAGAGAAGCCCUUUGCGUGCCAAGAAUGCGGGCGAGCCUUUAGUGAGCCCUCAUCCCUUAGAAAACAUGCGAGGACCCACACUGGCAAGAAGCCCUACGCAUGUCAGGAAUGCGGGCGAGCCUUCGGUCAGUCUUCACACCUCAUCGUACAUGUGAGAACCCACAGUGCAGGGAAACCCUAUGAAUGUAAUCAGUGUGAGAAAGCCUUCAGACACAGCUCUUCACUGACUGUGCACAAGAGGAGUCACGCCAGGACAGAGAACAUUAGCAAUGGUGGCCUGCCGUUAUCAGUGUCCCAUUCGUAUGGUGGGCCCCUCACUAAUUAACUUUCAAUUUGGAAAGAUACAAACAUUUGGGCCUAUAAUUUUCUCUCAUAGUGCUCGUUUAGCUACAUCACAUAUUUUAAUGUAAUUUCAUUUUUGUUUGAGCCUGUCGUCUUAGUUUCCAUUAUCACUAAAUCGUUGACAUGACUUAUUUGGAAGUAUAGUUUUAAAUAACUGUAUAUGGUUACGUUUUUGUAGAGGUAUAAUUACUUACAGUGGAAUACAUAAAUCGUACAAGUUGGAUGAGUUCGACAGAUGUAUACAUAUACGCAACAAACACCCCACUCAAGUUAUAGAACAUUUCUGUCAUUCUGGAAAGUUCCUGCAUGUAUCUGGGUGUUUUUUUUAUUUGCCUUUUUGUUGCUAGUUUCUAAUUUAAUUACACUGCGAGCAGAGUAUGUGGUCAUUUACCAUUGAGUCUUAGGUAUUUGCUUUUGAGAUUUUCUUUUAGGUCUAGUAUGGUGCAUCCUGCGAGUUACCUACCAAAACCGCACCUUCUUCCUUACAAUAGAAUCUAGGGGCUUUGUUCAGAGUGGUAAUGUACACUAUUAAAAAACCUCCAUCUCCUAGUCCUUGCAGUUAGGGGAGGCCAUGUUCCCCAGUUCUGGUCAGUGUGAGAAGUUUUUGGAUGUGACUCCUGGGAACGAUGUUGGAAAAGAAGUGGUUUCAUUUAGCGAGAACUUCUACUUGCCGUUUGUGCAGGCAGACACAAGGAGCCAUCCUGUGACCAUGAGAGUAAAAGCCACAGGCUACAGAGAGUGUGGCCAGAAGUCACAACUGUGCUGGUUCCCUAGUUUGUGUCUUUGUGUGUCUGCACCAGCCCUGGACUGUUUAUUUAUGGAGAUCUUGUUACACAAAAAAGAUGCACUUCUUACUGGUUUUUACCUGUUCUCACAGGGUUCUGUUUUUGUGUUUUAAAAAUCUUUUCGCUGAGGUAUAAUGUAUGUAACAGUUCAUAAAUCUUAAUGCACACCUUGAUGGAUUUUAUGUAUGUCUCUACUACCUACAUCAAAAUAUAAAAUUUUUUUUUCACAGAAUGUUCCCUUGGGCCCUACCUCACUCAAUGAGCCCCAUUCCUAGAGGUAAUCAGUAUUCUGACUUCCAUCACCAUGGAUUUGUUUUUCCUGCUCAUAGAAAUGAAACCACACACUAGGCCCUCUUGUGUCUGUUUUUUUUUUCACUUAAUACAGUGUCCAUGACAUUUAUCUUUGUUGUAUUAUCAAUAGUUUAUUCUUUUAAAAAAUUGCUGUGUAAUAGUCCAUCAUCUGAAUAUACCAGAAUUUAAAAAAUCUAUUCUGUUUAUGGACAUUUGGGUUCUUUCCAGGUUUGGCUGUUAUGAAUGAAGCUGCUAUGACUAUUCUUGUGCAAGUCUUACUGUGGACAUAUGUUCUCAUUUCUCUUGGGAAUAAACCUAGGUGUGGAACUGCUGGGUCA
This is a messenger RNA of Hipposideros armiger (great roundleaf bat), 3570 nucleotides long. It is a transcript of the gene ZNF333, whose product is annotated as zinc finger protein 333. Gene Ontology annotation, biological process: regulation of transcription by RNA polymerase II. The record is from RefSeq and is a predicted model, not a curated record. Gene Ontology annotation, molecular function: DNA-binding transcription activator activity, RNA polymerase II-specific; RNA polymerase II cis-regulatory region sequence-specific DNA binding. NCBI's taxonomy places the organism in Eukaryota, Metazoa, Chordata, Mammalia, Chiroptera, Hipposideridae. Gene Ontology annotation, cellular component: nucleus. Bases 250 to 2139 code for a protein of 629 amino acids. The transcript is spliced from 12 exons.